Mytilus trossulus (common blue mussel) is the source of this 582-nucleotide messenger RNA. RefSeq lists its product as uncharacterized. The record is from RefSeq and is a predicted model, not a curated record. Bases 66 to 548 code for a protein of 160 amino acids. The transcript has 5 exons. Lineage: Eukaryota; Metazoa; Mollusca; Bivalvia; Mytilida; Mytilidae.
CUACAAAAGAAGUUAGUACAUGUACACUCUUGAAACGUUUAUAAUAGCUAAAUUUCUUGAACAGAAUGCAAGGAAUAAGUCUUAUACUUUUUGGGAUACUUAUUCCAAUUGUUGCGGAAACGACAAAAGUUCUUUUGAGGCCAUAUAAGAAACUGAUGAUAUGCGGAGAUGGAAAUGGUCACGAUACACUUUCGCCUGAUGAGAUUCAUUUCACAUGCAAACCAGGUCCUGGCAAAUUCGUGAAAUGUAAAGACAUUUAUACAUCCAUAAAAAGGCCUUUUCAGUGUCCCGGAUACGGUUAUGUCUCAGGUUGGGACCUUGUUGGUUCAGACAUCAAGGUGCGAUGCUGUAUGGAACCAGGUAUCAAGUAUAGUCACAAAGAUUGCAGAAGCCAUUUCAAUAAAGAUGUUACAUUUGGACGUAUUUAUCGAGUGGACAAAGGCAAAGUAAUUACUGGAUUUAAGACAUAUGAUGGCGGGGUCACGUGGUUCAACUAUGAAUGCAGAUACAACACUAGUCCAAAAUUGCAUUUCGUGAACUUGUAUUGAAUUGUAUGUUGUGGACAGAAUAACAGAAUAUCGA